Messenger RNA from Necator americanus (New World hookworm), 756 nucleotides. RefSeq lists its product as uncharacterized. The transcript has 6 exons. The record is from RefSeq and is a predicted model, not a curated record. Bases 1 to 756 code for a protein of 251 amino acids. Lineage: Eukaryota; Metazoa; Nematoda; Chromadorea; Rhabditida; Ancylostomatidae.
AUGAAGACAAAAUCCCUUGGUUCACUAGAACUUCAGCUUAUGUACAGUAUAAGUGGGACAUGGUUGCUCCGCGAUGCCGUCAAGGUACGAUUUAGGAGAAGGGACCUAACGUGUGGUACAAAUGCGUUGGCGGUCAAUGUGCUCCACAUCCAGAUCGGAGCUAACGACGAUUCCGCAACGUUCACAGACGCCUACGGUAGUGUACCACAACUGUGCAAUCCUCUAAAAUCCAUUGCUGCCGUCGCAUCCACAGCCGCUUCCCAGCCACAAUGCGACAUUUGUUCAUCGCAACCUUGUCUAAACGUGAAGUAUUCGUCAGGCGUUUUUUACAUUCAAAACGAUCAAAUGGUCGAAGUGAUCUACAACGUUGCAGGAAGUCUUUGCGUGCAGAGGUACGGAUGUGAUCAAUACGCUACGUGUACGGUCAGUGGUGAAGCGAUGUCGUGCGUAUGUCUUCCUGGAUUCACCGGAAAUGGAACUACAUGUGUGGAUAUCGACGAAUGUCUUGAUCCCACCACCUGUAAUGCGAACAAAGGCUACGGCAAUUGUACUAACACAAUAGACGGUGGUGGUUGGACUCUGAUGUCAGCUGAUCACGGUAAUGGAAUGGCAGGAAAAACGUAUAAAGAGUAUAUUGACGGGUUUGGGACACCGUCAUAUCAGCAAGUUUGGCUCGGACUUGACUUACUUAAUGGAAUGACGAACUACGAGAACACAAGUAUGCGACUAUCUCAACUUUUCAACACUUCGUAUUGA